UAAAAAACAAGAUGGAAGCCAAACUUUGACAGAAUCUCUAGGACACUGCUGACGUGAGCAUGCAACUGUGAUGACCUGACACUUGUGCCGUCCUAAACAAACAAAGCAAAAGCCAAGUCCUGGAACGCCGUUGUCAUCAACAUGGCAGACUCCAGGGAUGUUACAGGUGGGCCUGGACCACCAGAGCAAUCCCAGAAUAGAUCAAAAGAUAAGAAGCGAAGACAUGGGCAUUCCAGUGGUUCCAGAGUUAACGUCAAAGACGGUGAAAGUGGGUAUUCGGAAAAUCGAGGAAAAACGGAGCGGGUGAAAUCAAAGGAGGCGGGGAGUGAGCCGAUUUCAAAGUGCGAGAAAGCGGUGGAUUCAGUCGGUAGUGGUGAGAAGAAAGGUCGGACUCGGAGGAAUCCUGAGGAGGAGGUGCCAAGGAAUGGGGCGGGUGACUGCACGAGUGGUGAUCAGGAUGUGGACAAUGCUCGCGACGAAACGACUCAGGAACGCGAGAGACUCGGUCGGGAAGCGGAGGCGGACCGACGCACGAAUAUAUCCGCGCAGGGAGAGAUUGAACAGCAGAACAGCGCGGAUCGUAAGGGUGGCAAUAAUCAGACGAAUACGGAACACGGGAAAAAUAAGUCUGAGCCGGACUCGGAAAAUAUUGGCAAAGAGCGUCCUGUAAGCGGACAGACUGCGGCGAGAAAUCAGAAAGAAAAGUUAGUCAAGGAACACACGAGGAGUUAUUCUGAUGGCGGGGCGGUGUUUGUGAGCCCGCGUCGUCAGCGCAGCGAUUCCAACGGACAGCAUAGCGAUCAGGGCAUUUAUGAUAAUGAGCAUGCCGAGGUUGUGUUAUCGCGAUCGCGGUCGCUGAAGUACGAUCGUCAGGGAAGCCGCGCCGAUUUUCCACCGCGGUUACUUGUGGUUUCGAGUAAGAUAAAGAACAUUAUGUCCCUACAGAAUGCCCUACUGCCUCAAGUGACGUUUUUGCAAUAUAAGUUCGAGACAUCGACUUUUGAUGGUUUGAUAGGUUUAAUAGGCCAAUUCCUGCUCAAUAAGAAGUUUCACAGUGUUGCCUUAGUUCUCCAUGGCCCGGUGGGCGUGAUACAGUUGUGUGGGAAAGAGGAAAAGGUGUCGGUUGGUUUGUCUCGAGACAUUGUCGGAGCAGAGCUGGUCAAAGACCCGUCCUCAAAAAGUACGGUUGGGGAGCUCUACUUCCGUCUUGAGUGUCUCCGUGGAUGGAGCGGACAUUACCAGCAGUCAAUGGCCGGCUUUGAGAAGAUCAGAACCGUUGGGAAAGGGGCAUAUGGUGCGGCCGUCCUCUACCGGAAACGUGACGACGACUCCCUGGUCAUACUCAAAGAAAUCAACAUGCACGACUUGAAUGCAGCAGAGAGACAACUUGCUCUUAACGAGGUGAAAGUUCUUGCCGUCUUAGACCAUCCGAACAUCAUCAGUUAUUACGAUAGUUUUGAAGAAGACGGCGUCCUGAUGAUUGAAAUGGAGUAUGCAAAUGGAGGGACGCUAGCUCAAUACCUCUCUCAUAGGGACGCUCCACUGGACGAGAAAGAGAUACUAGAAAUCUUCCAACAGAUGGUGGCAGCCAUUCGCCACAUUCACGAACAUAACAUACUACACAGGGAUAUGAAAACGGCCAACAUCUUUCUGACAAAAGAGGGCGUUGUUAAAGUCGGCGACUUUGGAAUCUCAAAGAUAAUGUCAACUGCUGAUAAAGGAGCGAAUACAGUGCUGGGAACGCCUUAUUAUAUCAGCCCCGAAAUGUGCGAAGGCAAGGAGUACAAUGAUAAGUCAGACAUCUGGGCACUCGGCUGCAUUUUGUAUGAAAUGGCUUGUUUACAGAAGACGUUCGAGGGGUCAAAUCUGCCCGCCCUGGUCAAUAAAAUUAUGAAGGGCCAGUUUGCCCCAGUGAAAGGAAACUAUUCAGAAGAUUUCAAGAACCUGAUAAAGGACAUGUUAGAACGUGAGCCUGAAUACCGACCGUCUGCCAAUGAGCUCAUGUAUCGACGGUUACCAGAGAGGCAGGCUGCAUCUGAAAGACCUCGUCCCCAAUCACGACCUCGCAUCCGACUUCAACUUCAUCGAAGUCGAAGAUCAAGAAGUGAUACCAGAAUUGAAGCACCAUUACAAGACAAUGGGCGUAGUGGGCCUGAAUUACCGGUAGACGAUUUCCUUCCUGAUCUUGGUAGAGAUGUUGAUGCACCUGAUUCUGAGGUGUCCACUCAGGCAUCUAGACGCCAGGAAAGCUCUAUCCCCACUGCUACGACUUCUGGUCAGACAUCUAGAUCUAGACGUCAAGCAAGCUCCCUCUUCACUGAUACUAAUAGUUCAACCAUGGACCUUGCUGCUUGCACUCCAGCUGGAGGCGAAGUAGUGCUGGAGAUGAGAGAUUUUGCCGGUGACCCAGACAUAGAGAUGGAUGACACUGUUGUGAUAGCUGAACAGCACCAUCCAAGAACAGCAACAGAAAACAUUUGUGUUAUUCAAGAUAUGGAAUAUAUGGAAAGUAUGAUUGUAGAUGGUGAAAAGGCCAAUUGAAGAAGGGUUGCUCGCCUAAACCUCCAGAUUGCACGCACUGAAAGGAGGACAAGGAGAAGAACUAAGUCAGCUGACAGAAAAGAGGCUUGCAGAACUGGGCCCAGAACCAGAUGAGGAGGGAUGUAUCCAGGUGAAAUUUGUGUGCCCUGAAACGAAUUUAACGAGGCGAUUCCGGGAAACGGAUACUGUCCUGCUGACAGAAAAGAGGCUUGCAGAACUGGGCCCAGAACCAGAUGAGGAGGGAUGUAUCCAGGUGAAAUUUGUGUGCCCUGAAACGAAUUUAACGAGGCGAUUCCGGGAAACGGAUACUGUCCUGCUGACAGAAAAGAGGCUUGCAGAACUGGGCCCAGAACCAGAUGAGGAGGGAUGUAUCCAGGUGAAAUUUGUGUGCCCUGAAACGAAUUUAACGAGGUGAUUCCGGGAAACGGAUACUGUCCUGAGCUUGUUCUAUUUUGUUGAGGGAACGACCAAGGUUCAGGGCUGUGAACUUAUGUUAGCUGGCGAAAAGCUGAAGCGGGAUCAACUCUCCCUGAAGGAGGUUGGGAUAACAUCAAACACCACACUGCACAUAAAAGAUAAUGAUGAUCGCCAAUUGUCUUCACAUGUCAUUGUUAUUCUAGGAUGUGGAAUCUUUGGAUGAGGAGGAAAUGGACAAAAAUGAAGAGGAGAAUGAAUCUACUGCUACUGGUUCAGUUUGCACAAA
Messenger RNA from Lineus longissimus, 3244 nucleotides. Its product is annotated as STE20-like serine/threonine-protein kinase. Lineage: Eukaryota; Metazoa; Nemertea; Pilidiophora; Heteronemertea; Lineidae. The record is from RefSeq and is a predicted model, not a curated record. Gene Ontology annotation, molecular function: protein kinase activity; ATP binding. Gene Ontology annotation, biological process: protein phosphorylation. Bases 142 to 2541 code for a protein of 799 amino acids. The transcript is spliced from 22 exons.